This is a messenger RNA of Suillus paluster, 1569 nucleotides long. Its product is annotated as major facilitator superfamily domain-containing protein. Gene Ontology annotation, biological process: transmembrane transport. The record is from RefSeq and is a predicted model, not a curated record. Bases 1 to 1569 code for a protein of 522 amino acids. The transcript is spliced from 9 exons. Gene Ontology annotation, molecular function: transmembrane transporter activity. Gene Ontology annotation, cellular component: membrane. Lineage: Eukaryota; Fungi; Basidiomycota; Agaricomycetes; Boletales; Suillaceae.
AUGUACGUAUCUUUUCAUGAAUAUGCAUCCGUGGGGUUGAAACUAAGUAGAGUCUGCCACCAGAUAUACUCUGCAUACGCUCCGCAGUUGGGCGCGCGUUUGUACCUCUCUCACACCCAGUUGAAUGUCAUUGGCCUCGCAGGGAAUGUGGGCGUAUAUCUCAGCGGCCCAGCCUGGGGUCGAGUAGUCGAUACCAAAGGUCCUCGCAUUCCACUUAUUAGUGCCUGCGCCUGCCUCCUCAUCGGAUAUCUUGGCAUAAAGCGCAUCUAUGAUGAUGGUGCCGAAACAUCACUCUCGUUCGUGCGUCUUGCCAUCCUCAUCGCCUGUACCUUCAUGACCGGCACGGCUGGAAAUGCGGGUCUUGCCGUUGCUAUGAACACUACGGCUAAGAGCUUCCCUGAAUCAUCGCGCGGAACCACAACUGGUCUCGUUCUGUCUGGUUUCGGCCUAUCCGCAUUUUUCUUUGCCGCCGUUGCUAGUAUCGCAUUCCCUGGUGACAUCUCCGCCCUUCUCCUUGUCCUGGGCCUCGGCACCGCCAUGCCUAUGCUUCUAGGUCUUCUGAUAGUUCGUCAAAUACCGUUACCUCCCGCACGCACCACACUCGGUGUCGAAGGUGGGCUCGGACGCGAGGAAUAUCAGCCUCUCCCGACGGCACCUCCCUUCUUCUGGGGACAUGAACACGCGGCAUCAAACUAUCACGUUCCUGAAUCAUCGACCGCGGUUGAACUUGUACCGGACCAAAUUAUAUCGAGAGGUUCGAGUGUCAGGAGGAGUACGAGCCGCGGAAAGCACGUGUAUGAUGGACCUAACAUCUAUGGGAAGCAACUCUGGCUCACCCCAGAUUUUUAUCUUAUGUUUCUCAUAAUGGGGCUCCUGAGUGGAACUGGAAUCAUGUAUAUCAACAAUGUUGGCUCCAUAUCUCAGGCGUUAUAUGCCAAAGGGAAUCCUAACUACGACGAUUUGGAAGCCUUGCGAUGGCAAGCUGCGCAAGUUUCAACUCUUAGUGUUUGCAACUUUGCAGGACGCAUUCUUAUAGGAUUAAUCGCGGACUUCACCCGCUUUCGCCUACGUCUCCCUCGUGCAUACUGUUUUUGCAUUGUUUCAACACUCUUUAUCGUUUCUCAAUUAUCUGCCAUCGGCGUUACCGACGUUGCUCAUCUUUGGAAAGCAACCGCGCUACUUGGGCUCGCAUAUGGUAGUCUAUUUGGCAUGAGCCCCACAAUCGUCAUCGACUGGUUUGGGCUCUCACAUCUCUCAGAGAAUUGGGGAUGGGUCUCCCUUAGUCCUCUGGUAGGAGGGAAUCUCUUCUCGCUCAUGUUCGGGCGCAACCUCGAUUCACACGCCUCGAACGACGACUCUGGGACACAUUCGCCUUUAACUUUGUUAAAGCGUGCUGAUCUCCCAAGGGAACACCAAUGCUUUGAUGGACGUGAUUGCUAUGUCUCGACUUUGUAUGUGACAGCCACGGCGUGCUUGAUUGCACUUGGGUUGAGCGUGUGGGCGGGAAUCAGGGACCAGAGAAAGACAUUGGAGGUGAAAAGGGAGGUAGUUUGGGAGGUCGAAGAGUAG